Anthostomella pinea is the source of this 792-nucleotide messenger RNA. NCBI's taxonomy places the organism in Eukaryota, Fungi, Ascomycota, Sordariomycetes, Xylariales, Xylariaceae. The record is from the annotation of a GenBank genome assembly.
AUGUCUCCAUACGCAACCUACCCGAGCCUGCGGGGCAAGACGGUGCUGAUCACGGGCGGCGCCGAGGGCAUCGGCGCCGCCUCGGUCGAGCUCUUCUGCCGCCAGGGCUCCAACGUCGUGUUCCUGGACUACUCGGCAUCCUCGGCAGCCAAGCUGCUCGAGAAGAUGAAGGCCAUCCCGGACGCCACGACACCCACGUUCAUGCACUGCGACGUGACAGACCUGGACCGGGUGAAGGCGUGCGCAGAGCAGACGCUCGCGAACCACGGCGACACCGUCGACGUGCUGCUCAACAACGCCGCGGGCGCGGGGUCCAAGUCGCGCGUGCCGACGUCGGCCGUGACGCCCGCGCAGUGGGACGCCGACGUUGCCGUCAACCUGCGGCACCAGUUCUUCCUGACGCAGGCGGUGGCGCCGGCGAUGCGGCAACGGAAAGCCGGCAGCAUCAUCAACAUGGGCUCGAUCACGUGGGCGAUCCCGGCCACGGGCCUGCCGGUCUACACGCUGUGCAAGGCGGCCGUCAUGGGCAUGACCCGCACGCACGCGAAGGAGUUUGGGGGCGACGGGGUCCGGGUUAACAGCGUUAUGCCCGGCGCCAUUGCGACGCAGAGGCAGGUCGAGGAGGUGCUGACGGAUGAGUAUCACGCUGAGGUCAUGGCGGCGCAGAGCUUGAAGAGGGAUUUGAUGCCCGAGGAGGUGGCGCGGCUGAUUCUGUUCCUGGCCGCGGAUGAUUCGAGUGCUAUUACGGGGAGUAGCUAUGUCGUUGAUGGGGGAUGGGUUGGCGAUCCUUGA